Molecule: messenger RNA, 1470 nt
Organism: Haliotis rubra (blacklip abalone)
Lineage: Eukaryota; Metazoa; Mollusca; Gastropoda; Lepetellida; Haliotidae
Product: eukaryotic translation initiation factor 3 subunit H-like
Exons: 6
Coding region: 30-1022 (330 amino acids)
Cellular component (GO): cytoplasm; cytosol; eukaryotic translation initiation factor 3 complex
Molecular function (GO): metallopeptidase activity; protein binding; translation initiation factor activity
Source: RefSeq, a predicted model, not a curated record
AUAAGCGCUCGCGCAGUUUCUCAGUCAAAAUGGCGACCGUCAGAGCGAGCACGUUGCCAUCUCCAGUAAAAUAUGUACAGAUUGAUGGUCUUGUUGUGCUGAAGAUCAUUAAGCACUGCCAGGAGGAGGGUGCAGGGGGCACGGACCUGGUGCAGGGGGUGCUGCUGGGGCUGGUGGUGGAGAACAGGCUGGAGAUCACAAACUGCUUCCCCUUCCCCAGACACAAUGAGGAGGAAGACUUUGAUGAAGUCCAGUAUCAGAUGGAGAUGAUGAGGAACCUUCGUCAUGUCAACAUUGACCAUCUUCACGUUGGAUGGUAUCAGAGCACAUACUUCGGUUCUUUCAUCAACCGACCUUUGCUGGACUCCCAGUUCAACUAUCAGCACUCCAUUGAAGAGUCAGUGGUACUCAUCUACGACCCCCUGAAGACGACACAGGGUUUCCUGUCAUUGAAGGCCUACCGCUUGACGCCAGAGAUGAUGGAGUUCUAUGCCAAGGGUGAUUUUACCCCUGAGGGCAUCACCAGCCACAACAUGAGCUUUGAGAAGAUGUUUGAGGAAAUCCCCGUCGUCAUGAAGAACUCCCACCUGGUGAAUUCCCUGUUGUGUGAACUGGAUGACAAGAAGAUGAAGAGUCAAGAGUUUGCCUUCCUCGACCUGGCCACCAGCUCAAUGUUAGAAAAGAAUCUUCGACAGUUGAUGGAGUGCGUGGAUGAUGUUGCCAUGGAUACGAACAAGUACCUGAACUUCCAACGGCAACAGUUCAGACAAACACAAGCAAAGCAGGCUCACAUUCUCAAAAGGACACAAGAGAACCAAGUCCGUCAGGCACGAGGUGAGGCGCCACUGCCUGAGGAGGAUCUGUCAAAGCUGUUUAAGCCGCUCCAGCCACCACCACGACUUGACUGCCUACUUGUAGCGGGUCAGAUCGACAACUACACCAAACAGAUAUCAGAGUUCUCCUCACAGAGUAUUGGAAAGCUAUUUUUAGCAGAAUCUUUACAAGCGCCCAAAUCCAGUUAACAGAUUGUAGGAGAUAGACACUUUUCACAUCAACUAUUUGGGGAUCUGGAAUCUAAAAAGCAUUCAAAUUUAAGCUUUUGACCAUCAAACCAUUUUUGAAGUUGGAUCACUUUGGGUGGUUAAACAACCUGUGUGACUUCCGAAGAAGUCUUGUAAGCGUUGUAAAGCGCACCCAUGCAUGAAUCAGCAAAAACAAUCAGAUAUAGUUUGAUUCUUUCAAAAGGUAUUCUUGGUGUUACUACAUUCUCCCAUGUAAGAUGAUAAAACAAUAUAUGUGUGUCAUGUUUUCAUGAGGUUUAUGUCUUACAUGGGAAGAAGUGUUUUAACAACAGACUAUUUUCUGGAAGUCCUAAAGUAUGUUUGGUUGUUUUGCUCGUGGAAUGCAAAUUGUUAAGAAACCUUCUGUAUAAAAAUAAACUAAAAGGAAGUAAAAUAAUCCAAUACUCUA